GGUUGUGGUUAAGUAAGCUCCCAAGUGCAUGUUUAGCUUAUGCUAACGCUGUUAGCGACAUUGUUAGCAAGCGAUAUGUGAGCUACACUUGGAGCCCAGAAAGACGAAGGGUGGUAUAUGUUAGUGAGCUGCACACAUGCUGGCGACUGUCUGGCUCGGAUUUUCUCCUCCUAUCACUCAUACUUGACUAUUAAUUUUGUUCCAAGAAUGUAUUUGUAGCCGCCUUGUGCCAGUUAGCUAAAAUAUUUAGCUUGUUUUGUUGAACUCUUAUAAGCAGAAUUUUAGGUUUUGUGUUUGUCAAGUGUUUGCUCUAGCACAAUUUAGGGGGAAAAAUAUGUGUAGGGUUUUAAAGUUUAUCUAACAUUAGAGUCAUUUUGCGCAUUUUUAAUUAUUUUUGUCGGAAGCUACUAUCCACCCGGUAACCUCUAAUGCAGGUGACAUUGUUUAACGUUGUUGCCACGAGCGAUGAGGUCGAGCUGCCUGUGCGAUGUCGAUAUUUUUCCACGUUGUCAAAUAGCGCAUUGCGUAUUUUCUUGCUAAUAGAUUUUAAGUUGUUAAUCAAAGCGCUUAGUCGAGUGUAAAACAACUGCGAAGCUUGCACACAUGUUUGACUUAAGGAAUGAAUGAGCAGGAGGUUCGUGCUGCUGGCAGCGGAUGGAAAAAGCAUAGAGGACGGAGAGCGACGGAUCUCAUCGACCAGAUUGCCUGCUGAACUUUUUGCCUGUCAGACAGAUUGCAAGGGACCAUGCUGAUCAUCUUGGCUGCUGGGUCUGUGUUCUUCCCGGGCCUUUUCCUUCUGUCCAAACAAUGCUUGAAGUCCAUCCCGGCGCUGAGAUGGAGCGAAGGAGAUGCAGUCAUAGUGUCAGCCAGGUUAGUGUCAUCGAUUCAAGCAGUCAUGGCCUCCUCAGCUGGAUACAUCAUUGCUUCCUCCUGCAAGGACAUCAUUGAGGACCAGCACUGGCUCACCAGCAGUUACAUCAUGUUCGCUGUCCCCUACUUCGUGUACGACAUCUACGCAAUGUUCAUGUGCUACUGGUACAAGCUGCGGGUCAAAGGGCACGAGGAGGCCGCGGCGGCGCCCCAGCACAUGCGCUCGGCGCUGGCUAGCUACCUGCGCCGCGAGUUCCUCAUGGUCCUGCACCACGUUGUCAUGGUCACCGUCUGCUUCCCGGUCUCUGUGUUUUGGCGACAAGGAAAGGGGGAUUAUUUCCAAGGUAUAAUGUUUAUGGCUGAGCUCAGCACUCCAUCUGUCUGCUUAGGAAAAAUACUCAUCCAGUACAAACAGCAACACACUCUGCUGCACAAAGUGAAUGGGGCUCUAAUGCUGAUCACUUUUUUCAUCUUUCGAGUCCUACUCUUCCCUUACCUCUACUACGCCUAUGGAAGGUACGCGUCCAUCCCCUUCCACAUGGUCCCGCUGUCGGUGCCCUGGCACUGUAACCUCGGCGCCGCGCUGCUCAUGGCGCCCCAGCUCUACUGGUUCUCCCUGAUUUGCCGGGGAGCCCUGCGGCUAUUCCGAGGCACCUCCCGCUCCCAGAGGCCGACCCCGCCCGGCGACAAGGAGCUCCAGACAACGCACGGCAACACGCUGCCGCAGCCCGCCAACGGCUACAACGCGCGCUCGUCCGAGCCCGAGCUGGCCACCCACUGAGGGGGGGAGCUGGGGAGGGAGGGAGGGAGGGUGAAUGUAUCAGAGAGCGUUUGAGGAAAAUAAAAAAAAAAAAGGAGGGAAACUUGAAACAAGUGGAGACGACGGCCUCAAACCCAGCUGAAGUAUUCGCCGCCAGCCGGCGUGUGAACCAACGUGCGGCCGACCUCCGGGUACUUCAGCUCCGUUUCAGUAUUCUUCGAUGUCAUCCGGCACUGUGACAGAAAGUAAGAUGCACUGACCUGAGAGGAAACGGCUGGAUGUACAGCGAGCGUAGACGGCUAUUUCCCUCAUGUAGAUUACAGUCCUCUCAGCCUCACAGGAAGAGCAGGAACAUAGGAAUGUAUUAUAUUGUAUGUUAGUACGUUUGCUGUAGACGGAAGGUCCCAUUCAGCUCAAACAUGAAGAAGACCUUCAAUUAAAAAACAGAAAAAAA
Oryzias melastigma (Indian medaka) is the source of this 2084-nucleotide messenger RNA. It is a transcript of the gene tlcd3bb, whose product is annotated as TLC domain containing 3Bb. Gene Ontology annotation, molecular function: sphingosine N-acyltransferase activity. The transcript has 7 exons. Gene Ontology annotation, cellular component: endoplasmic reticulum; membrane. Gene Ontology annotation, biological process: lipid homeostasis; ceramide biosynthetic process. The record is from RefSeq and is a predicted model, not a curated record. NCBI's taxonomy places the organism in Eukaryota, Metazoa, Chordata, Actinopteri, Beloniformes, Adrianichthyidae. Bases 746 to 1651 code for a protein of 301 amino acids.